UUAAUAUCAGAAAAGUAAUGUGGAUGCGUGGGGUGUGUAGUGGUGCGCUGGGCCGGUGGUGGAAGUUGUGGUGUUGGCGCUGCAUGUCGGUCUUUCCCGCCCCAGCUGUGAGAGAAGCAGGACUGUUGCUCUGAAGAGGACCUGUAGAUAUGGCGACGACGUGUGCCAGGCCCCUGGUUGGGGUCCACGUGGACGGGGCAGUGUCUGGGGUGAGCGUGUCGCUGCCUGCAGUCUUCCGUGCGCCCAUCAGGCCCGAUGUGGUGAACUUCGUGCAUGACCAGAUGGCCAAGAACAGGCGCCAGCCUUACGCUGUCAAUAAGGAUGCCGGUCACCAGACUUCUGCCGAGUCUUGGGGAACUGGACGUGCUGUGGCUCGUAUCCCCAGGGUGCGUGGUGGUGGCACUCACCGCUCUGGCCAGGGUGCCUUUGGCAACAUGUGCCGUGGUGGUCGCAUGUUUGCUCCCACCAAGACUUGGCGUAGGUGGCACCGCAAGAUUGGGGUGAACCAGAAGCGUUAUGCCAUGGUUUCUGCCAUUGCUGCCACCUCUAGCCCUGCCCUUGUCAUGUCCAAGGGACACAUGAUUCAGGAGGUGCCUGAGGUGCCCCUGGUUGUGUCUGACAAGGUCCAGGAGCUCAGCAAGACCAAGGAGGCAGUGCUGAUGCUGAAGAAGCACCGUGCCUGGACUGAUGUGUUGAAGGUUUACAAGAGCAAGAGGUUCCGGCCUGGCAAAGGAAAGAUGCGUAACCGCCGCCGCAUCCAGCGCAGAGGACCCCUUAUCAUCUAUAACAAGGACCAGGGUCUCACUCGGGCCUUCCGCAACAUUCCUGGUGUGGAUACCAUCUGUGUGGAGAAGCUCAACCUGUUGAAACUGGCACCUGGUGGACAUGUUGGUCGGUUCUGCAUCUGGACAGAGUCUGCUUUCCGCAAGUUGGACUCUCUUUACGGCACCUGGCGUAAGGAGUCCCGCAGGAAGAAGAACUACAAUCUUCCAAUGCCAAAGAUGACAAACACAGACUUGGCUCGUAUUUUGAAGUCUGAGGAAAUUCAGGCUGUAUUGAGGAAUCCCAAAAAAACGGUGGUGCGGCGCCAGGUGAAGAACAACCCACUUAGGAACCGCCAUGCUCUGCUACAGCUGAACCCAUAUGCUAAAGUGGAGAAGAAGAGGGCUACUGCUUCACAAAACAAACAUAUUAAAGCCAAGGCAAAGCUGCUGGCCAAACAAGCUGAGGCAAAGAAGUAAAUCUUCGUUGUUAAGCUCCAGCAGCAAUUUAAUAAAACGAAAAAAUUA
Messenger RNA from Scylla paramamosain (green mud crab), 1289 nucleotides. It is a transcript of the gene RpL4, whose product is annotated as large ribosomal subunit protein uL4A-like. The record is from RefSeq and is a predicted model, not a curated record. Gene Ontology annotation, biological process: translation. The transcript has 8 exons. The coding region runs from base 150 to 1241 and encodes 363 amino acids. NCBI's taxonomy places the organism in Eukaryota, Metazoa, Arthropoda, Malacostraca, Decapoda, Portunidae. Gene Ontology annotation, cellular component: cytosolic large ribosomal subunit; ribosome. Gene Ontology annotation, molecular function: structural constituent of ribosome; RNA binding.